Messenger RNA from Colletotrichum higginsianum IMI 349063, 501 nucleotides. RefSeq lists its product as uncharacterized. The record is from RefSeq and is a predicted model, not a curated record. NCBI's taxonomy places the organism in Eukaryota, Fungi, Ascomycota, Sordariomycetes, Glomerellales, Glomerellaceae. The coding region runs from base 1 to 501 and encodes 166 amino acids. The transcript has a single exon.
AUGGCGCCAGUAAUACCAAUCUCCGGCGCCGGCUCCGGUCUCACCCCGACAAGGACCCUUACGCAGCCCCUCCGCGCCCUCCUCGCCCGCCAGGUCGUCACAACAGUCACGGCGACCCCCGAGACCACGGAGGAGAGCGCGUCCAACGAGCUCAGCGGCGGCGCCAUUGCAGGCAUCGUCAUCGGCUCCAUCGCCGGCUUUCUCCUGCUCCUCUGGAUCGUCAAGUCCUGCGGCAUGUGGAGCCGCCCCAAAGACUGGUCCGAGAAGGACCACCCCUACGACCGCCGGCACCGCGGCAGGUCGCCCGGCGCCCGCCACCGGAGGCGCCACCAGCACCGCUACCAUCACGAGACGUCGCGCUCGAAGCACCGUCGCCCGUCGUACGAAAUCGACGAGGUCCGCUACUCCCAGCCUGUCGCGUACGAGACGAGGCGGCCGAGCGCCUCGCCGUUGCCGCCCGCCAACGUCUACCGGAGCAGUCGGAGCAGGACGAGGUAUUAG